Molecule: messenger RNA, 2200 nt
Organism: Pseudomyrmex gracilis
Lineage: Eukaryota; Metazoa; Arthropoda; Insecta; Hymenoptera; Formicidae
Gene: Sply
Product: sphingosine-1-phosphate lyase
Exons: 9
Coding region: 195-1826 (543 amino acids)
Biological process (GO): carboxylic acid metabolic process; sphingolipid catabolic process
Cellular component (GO): endoplasmic reticulum
Molecular function (GO): sphinganine-1-phosphate aldolase activity; pyridoxal phosphate binding
Source: RefSeq, a predicted model, not a curated record
CACUGAAUACUGAACAAAGACAGAAUGACUUUUGUGUCGACUUGUGUCGACUGUGUCUCCUAAAAGGAAAGCAGCCAUUGUUUAUCAGUUGUUUCGAAGUAACAGCAUAUAUAUAAGUUUGCAGACGUAUAUUCAAUUAUUUCAUUAAAAUUAUAACAUUUGUGAUAUCAAUAAACACAACGCUUUAGGUAAAAAUGCGUACUUGUGCAGACCCUAUUUCAGGUGCUAUAAAUAACGUGUUCCGAGGCAAAGAACCAUGGCAAAUAGUAGCUAUGACAAGUACUGCUACAUUAGCUGCAGUGUGGCUAUGGAAUUUUGUAUUUCAAGAUGAAAGUCUUUUACAACGUGGAAAGAAACAGCUGUUUAAGUUGGCACGUUAUAUUCCCUCCAUUCGGGAUCAAAUAAAUAACGAAUUAACUAAUAUUAAUGAAACCUUUGAAAAGGAUGUUUUACAUAGACUGCAAGGUACCCCAUUUAUUGUUCAUCUUCCUAAAGAUGGAUUACAGAAUGGACAAAUAUUGGAAUUGGUAAAAGAAGCUGUUUAUCUUGGUGACUAUAAUUGGAGAGAAGGUCGUGUGUCUGGUGCAGUUUAUAGAACUGAGGAUGAACUGAUAGAAUUGAUGGGAAAGGUAUAUGCAAUUUCAUCAUACAGCAAUCCUUUGCACCCAGACAUCUUUCCAGGUGUUUGCAAAAUGGAGGCAGAAGUAGUCAGAAUAGCCUGUGGCUUGUUUCAUGGAGAUGAAGAAACUUGUGGAACUAUGACUACAGGAGGUACAGAAUCAAUACUGUUAGCAUGCAAAGCCUACAGAGACUAUGCUCGUGAAGUUAAAGGCAUCAAGAAGCCGGAGAUAGUGAUGCCGGUUACUGCUCACGCAGCCUUCGACAAAGCCGGACAAUAUUUGAAUAUAAAAAUUUGUCUCGUACCUGUAGAUCCGCAAAGUUUUACGGUCUCCAUUGAAGCAAUGAAAAAGGCAAUUACACGAAAUACAAUAAUGUUAGUAGGCUCCGCACCCAACUUUCCUUAUGGCACAAUGGAUAACAUUGAAGCAAUUUCUAAAUUAGGUACUUUGUAUGAUAUACCUGUUCACGUAGAUGCGUGUCUAGGCGGUUUCUUAGCCUGUUUUAUGAACAAUGCUGGGUAUUACAUAGAACCUUUUGACUUCAGACUUCCAGGUGUGACAAGCAUAUCCGCUGAUACUCACAAGUACGGAUAUGCUCCGAAAGGAUCCUCAUUGAUAUUGUACAGACACAAAAAAUAUCGGCAUCAUCAGUACACGAUAAGCACGGACUGGCCAGGUGGUAUUUACGGUUCCCCGACUGUAAAUGGUUCUCGUGCUGGCGGCAUUAUAGCCGCUUGUUGGGCAACGUUAAUGUAUUUUGGUCUGAACAGAUACGUAGAGUCCACUAAGGACAUUAUCGAAACUACGAAAUAUAUUGAGAAAAAGUUGAGAGGAAUGAAUGGAAUUUUCAUAUUUGGUAAGCCAGCGACAUCUGUCAUCGCAAUUGGAUCCAAGGACUUUCACAUCUACAGACUUUCUGAAGCUCUCAGCGAGAAAGGAAGGUGGAACUUGAACACGUUGCAAUUCCCAUGCGGUAUACACAUAUGCGUCACGCAUGUGCAUACAAAUCCAGGAGUUGCCGAUCAAUUUGUGGAAGAUGUCAGGCUUGAAUUAGAAACGAUUCUGAAAACUCCAGAUACUCCGGUAGAAGGAAAGCUCGCAGUAUACGGAAUGAGUCAAAGCAUUCCAGACAGAAGCGUCGUCGGUCAGUUCACGAGAUGCUUUUUGGAUUCAAUGUAUUACACUAAAACCGAGAACGACUCAUAAUUUUAUAAAUUUGUGUGAAAUACAAAGACAAAUAAUAUUCUUCUACUUAAUUUUUUUAAUAUAAAAUUUUUUUUUAAUAUAAAAUGCAUAUUUCUUGUACAAUAGAAACAAUUGAGCUUAAAACAGAAAGACUGAUCAUAUAUUUUUGCGUUAAUUACAAUUUCCAUAUCAAUAUACAAUAUUUUAUAUACAAAAAAAAUAGACAUAUAUAUGUAGUAAUAGUAAAACAUACAUUUCGAAAUUAUACAAGUGCCAUGAAAGUAUUAUGCAUUUUAUAUUAAUAUUUGAAAUAAAUAAGAGAAAAGCUGCCAUACAAAAUGUAUUAAAAAUAUAUAUUACAUAUUUUACUGGUACAUUUUACUAUAGUACAUAUU